GGGCACAGCUGCAGCCCGGUCACAUUUUCUCCAUCCAGUAGUUGAAUUCUCAGAGCAGCGCGGCGUGAAAACUGGACCUUUGGCACAGACACGCACUCGCACACGCUCUCCCUCUAAGGCUGCCUUUCCGGCGCGUACUUUGCACCGACACGCUCCUCCGAGGCUUCUUCUUCCAUCUGGAAUUGAAACUUCAGGGACCCUCGCAGGGCAGAGAACAGAGGGCGGACGCACGGAUAGUGUCAGUGCAGUAAAUGUAGCGGCGGGCUGGGUGUCUUUCUGAGGCGCGCACAGCGGUGUUGCUGGACCAGCCGAGAAAGCACCACGUCCCGUCCCGCAUCCUCAUUUUUAACCCCCCUACCCCCCUCCAAAGGGUUUCCCGAACACGGCCAGCAUGAUUCUGCACGGAUUUGCGCUUGUUCUGUCCCUCUCAGGUGUGUUCCCAUCCUCAGCACCCAACUUUAACUUUGCUGCCUCCACCACUGACUGCGUUGAAGCUUAUCGUGUGUGCUCCGCUGAGCCUCGGUGCGAGGCACUGUAUCGGGGCUUAGACCUGUGCGCAACAGAUACAGCGAUGUCCCCACUGGCAGAUCAGGUGGCAUCUGAGUGCCUGGAGAGACAGGAAGCCCUGCUAGCGAAUUACCCCCCUCUACAGAACUGCAAAUGCCAGCGUGGUUUCCGCAAGGAGGAGCUGUGCCUGCGCAUAUACUGGAGGCUUCGCCUGAUGCCAGGGCAGGAGGAUCUGGAACUGUCUCCAUAUUACGACACACUCGUGGAUACUCGCAUGGCUUCCUUAGUAGCAGCCUCCUCUUUUAUGCAACUGGAUGGUGAGAACCAGUGCUUGAAGGCAGCACAAGACUGUGGCCUGUACGAAAAGUGCGGUAACCUACGAUCAGAGUAUGUCCUGGCCUGCACCAAGCCGAUACCUGGUACCAACCGAUGUUACCAACACAAAUGCCACCGAUCAUUACGUCGCUUCCUGGAACGGGUGCCUGAGGAGUACAGCCUGGGGGUCCUGUUCUGCCCCUGCACCAAUACCCUGUGUGGAGAGAGGAGGAGAAAAACCAUUGUACCUUCCUGCUCUUACCAGGAUAUGGAUGGUCUGCCACCGAACUGUCUCCACCAACAGAGCUUCUGCCGCCGAGAGGACCUCUGCAGGUCCAGACUGGCUGAUUUCCUUAAUAACUGCCAACCAUCUCAUCUGACGGCCAGCGGCUGUCUGAAAGACUCAGCAGGCCUCUGCCUCCGAGCCUACGCUGGACUCAUAGGCACCAUCAUGACGCCCAACUACAUCAGUAACAGCUCUGCAGAUGUGUCGCUGUGGUGCAACUGUGACGGCAGCGGCAACCAGUGGCAGGAAUGCCUGAAACUGCAACGCCUCUUCACCCACAACCCCUGCCUGCGUAAUGCCAUCAGCUGGAUGGGGAGCCCUGGCUCACUGCCAGCAGACAUCACCCAACCUCCCGCUCCUAGACCCUCCCCGCUAGUUCAGAAGGAUGAGCUGCUGAGCAGCAACCACCUGCCUGAGCACAACAACAUUGUGGUGGACAGUGAGGAAGAGGAGGAACUGACACAAACAGAGGAUGAGCAGGAGGGUGAUAAUGGUGGCCAGUUUGACGUCAUCCCCCUCUACUCAGAGAGGGCCACCAUCUCCAACCUGGAUGCACAGUCUCAUCACUGUCGGCAAUGCGUUGCCAUGGUUACUCCAGUCUUACCCAGGUUGCUGCACCCUGGGUGAUUCCAAAAGGUGCCUGGCUGAAUAGGACAUCAUUGCCAUGGAGAUUGAGGCGAUGACACUCACGCGCACAAACACACAGUCACAGACUCGGAAAUGAGAGUGGCUGGCUGAGCAGCCUGACUCGAAGAAAAGUUGUCGCGCCAAAGGAGAGACAGCAGCGUGGAUUGAGCUGUCACUUGAAUGAGAGACUGUGUGAAAAUGGAUGGCGCUUUCUCUCUCAUUUUGUCAAAUGUAAACCUUUCUUGUGGAUAAUUCCAAACUAAAGCCUGGGCCCCGGAGAUGAGCAGGUAGAGAUAAAUUAGCUCUAUUUAAAGAACAUCGACGAAGGCUGGGAGCACGCCACCCCACUCCACCCAACACUUCCUUCAAGUUCAGUGCCAGAGUAAAGACGGUACAUUACGCAGGGCUUUCCAUAUUCUCUCGCCCUUUAGUGUGUGAUCCAUCCUGACGCUUCUUUGGUCCUCUGUUUUUCACCUGUUCGGACUGUCGGUGACUGUUUCGUAGGCAUGUGAAUUCCAAGCAGGGUUUCCUGCAGACAAAUAAGAAAAAAAAGUAAAUAAAUAGGAGUAAACAUCAGUUGACAGACAUCAAUGGUUGAUUGGUUUGAAACUGUGUUGGUGAAAAACUGUUAAUGUCCCGGGGCAUAUAUGUGGCCCCACAUGAAAUAUUUCUAUUUCUG
Molecule: messenger RNA, 2414 nt
Organism: Archocentrus centrarchus (flier cichlid)
Lineage: Eukaryota; Metazoa; Chordata; Actinopteri; Cichliformes; Cichlidae
Product: GDNF family receptor alpha-4-like
Exons: 10
Coding region: 392-1735 (447 amino acids)
Biological process (GO): nervous system development
Cellular component (GO): external side of plasma membrane; signaling receptor complex
Molecular function (GO): signaling receptor activity
Source: RefSeq, a predicted model, not a curated record